UCGUGGCCAUUCCUUAAUCUCUCUACUUUUUUUAUGCAAUUAAUUAAAAAUAAUUAAAAUGCCUUGCAUUUUCUCAGUUAUUUAAUGAUUAUUACAGUUUGGCACAUUCGAAUAAUUUUACGACGAAUAUGCUUUUAUAGCACCAACUACUCUUCUCUCUUAUUGCUUAGCCUAUUUGGAUAUGGAGCUUUCGUCCGUCUGACUUAGUGUUUAGCUGCUGUGGUAUCUGAUUGAUAUUGUUUUCUUAUUUGUAUCUUAAUUUCAGCUGUUGGGUAUUGGCAGCUUAUAUGAGUUUGGUGGGUGUCUUUUUUAAUUUUGGUUUUGAUGCUUUAGAAGGCUUUUCUCUCUGCUUCUGAUUUUUGUUUGUGUUUCCGCACAAAAGAAAGCAUUGGUAUUUUGAGGAGUUAUUAAUUGGACGAUUAAACUGCGAUGUGAUUUUGGAUUUUGUGAUCUGGGUUCUAUAACAAUUGGAGUUCUGGAGACACUGGGAUGGUUAGGAGCGGGUCGAAUUGACAGGCUUGAGGUUUAUACUACAGAGCCUCGCAAUCUUGUGGGGUUCGUAGCUCAGGUUCUCAAGUUAUGAUGGAAUUUCGAGAAUAUGUGCGUUGGGUGAUCUGAGGAGAGUCUCAUAACAUGAAUACUGUAGGGAGGCUUAUAACCAGAGGGGUUUCCACUGUAUCGGGCCCCUUUCACCCGUUUGGUGGUGCUGUGGAUAUCAUAGUGGUGGAGCAGCCAGAUGGUAGCUUUAAAUCCUCGCCCUGGUAUGUUCGGUUUGGAAAAUUUCAAGGGGUUUUAAAAGCAAGAGAGAAGGUGGUUUACAUUAGUGUUAACGGUACAGAUGCAAAUUUUCACAUGUAUCUUGAUCCGAGAGGAGAAGCUUACUUUCUCAGGGAGGUACAAGGAGAUGGUGCGGAAUCUGUUUCAUCGUCUUCUAGUGAUGAGAAAGAUGAGCAGUCCCAGAAUGGCACGAAGCCAAUGAAAUCCAAUACUUGUGAUUUCGAUGGCAAUACAAGUGACAAGAUUAAUGGAAAUAAUGGGAAGAUUGUUGCUAGGACCAAUUCCCGCCAAUCAAGGAUAUUUGGUCUUGUUUUUGGAAGGAGGUCAAAGAAGGAAGGUGGUUAUCAAGAUGGUAUUAAUAAUGAUGGUGCUGGUAUGGUAAGGAUAAGUUCAUUGGAUCGUGCAGAGCUCGCAGCCAACCUCUUGGAUGUGAAGUGGUCAACUAAGCUUACAACUAGUGAGUCCAUGAAAGAUAAUACUUCACAGUUUUCUGCUUCAGAUACAUAUGAUGGUAAAGGGGUCAGGGAUAGGCUGACCAAUGAUGGACAAAGCCAGGUUGGCUCAUCUGUGCAGGAUGCCUCUGAAACAAGUGUGGGCCAUCAUAUGUUCUCUGAGGAAAUUGGUUCUUGUAAUGUGCAAAUGGGCAACAGUUCCCAUUCUGGAUUUGAGAGUGGGAAAUUUUCUGUUCAGCAAAGUAGUGUAGAAGUGUCAGGUUUUGGUUGCACUGAGCAAGUUGUUGAGACUGAUAAAUUAGAUGAAAGUGCUCCAGAAAAAAAAUUGGAAGAAUUGUCUUCAAUAUCAAGAAACAUCAGUGAAACUGGUUUACACAAUGCUGAUCAAUAUGACAACUCUGUGGGUGUAAUCUCUGAUGUUACUUGUUCUGAUUCACAAAUUGUGGAUGUGUAUGGAGCAUUUCCCAGCAUUAAGUCCGAUCAAGAAUGGGUUUCUGGCAAAAGAAAUGUCGCAUUAGCAGGUUUUGGCAUUUCUAAGGAGAGUGGAUGCAAUGGAAUUCAGUCCUUAAUUUACUGCGGGAAAUCUGAGAACUCACCAGUGGAUUUGGAUGGUUCAGAUGAACAAGCUGAGGAAACACUGUGUCUCACUGGUGGAGUACGUGGGGAUGUUAACUUUUAUGCUGAAACUUUGCAUGUGAAACUACCUGAGGAUUCAGUUACUCUGCAAGCCGAGGAAAUAGAGUUGGAGACAAUAUUCACCAAGUCUUGUGAUAAUGAUCCACAACUAGCAAAUUCUUCUCCUCCUUCAGUACGUGGCCAUGACGAGUUGAACCUUGAAGUGAAAUCCAUAGUGCCAAAAUCCCAUACUCAAAUGAUCACUAUGGAGAUGGACCCUUUACUUGGUUUAACUGAAGCAGAGUCAAAGAACAUUCGUAGCUCCAUUUCCAGUUUUACAAACUCAGAUUGUCAAUUUGAGAAUGCAAAAAACUUUGGGGAUAAAAUUUCCAGGGAUGAGCUCCAACCUUCUUUGGAGUCAGUGAGUGGUUCAGAACAACUUAAUGGUGAUUGUGAACUAGAAAAAGCAGUUAGUGUUCCGGUAUCAGAGAAUUCAGAGGAAGAACAGUUCAUUUUCAGUGAUCUUGAUGACAACAGAGAAACUCAAGGAAAUUUGAAUUUCCCAGAUGGUGUAGUUGAAGAAAAUAAUCCCUCAUUUUCUACUGAGGACACUGACGAAGAGAAUGAGCCUCUCAGUAGAAAUGACGAAUUAUUUUCAUCUGAAGAAUUUAUUUUCCAAAAGAAUCAAUUGACUGAUAUUGAAAUGCCGAUGGGCAAUUCAAAGGGGACAGCAAGUCCCAUUUCUAUUCCUAACCUUCAAAGCACUGCUGAUAUGAAAGUGGGGUGGGUGGGAGAAUCAUUACCCAAUAUGUGGUCUUGCAGUGACAAUACGGAUUCAGAUGUCCUCCACCAUCCUUUAAGCCAUUCACUGGACUCUGAUUCCAGACCCUUGGAGUGGAAAUUGCCUAGCAAGGAUGAGUCAUCCUGUAUAAAUUCAGGUGGAGAAAAGGAAAGCCAAUCAUCACCAGAGUCCUCCAAUAGGGAAGAUUCUCAUCUUCCAGAAGAUAUAAAAGAUAGUGCCAAUCCUGCUGUUGGGGAUCAAUCAAAAGCCAUUGAAACAACUGGUGGAAGCUGGAGACUUUGGCCUUUCACUUUUACAAGAUCAAGAUCUAGGAAGACCGUGCAGCCAACUAUUACUGAUGCCAAAAGUUCUGAUGCUGAGAAUGCUGCUUCACAUAGCAAUAUUGAUAUGAAUUAUAAUCAGACUGUGGUUAAGCCGGAGGUCUCCAAAAGGAUGGUAAGGACGAUUGCCCCAACAUCUGAAGAGUUGGUAUCCUUGAAUCUGAAGGACGGGAGUAAUACAGUAACAUUCACAUUCUCCACUUCAAUGCUGGGAAUGCAAAAGGUGGAUGCUAGAAUUUAUCUGUGGAAAUGGAAAACUCGCAUAGUGAUCUCAGAUGUUGAUGGGACGAUAACAAAAUCAGAUGUACUUGGUCAGUUCAUGCCUUUGGUAGGGAUGGAUUGGUCACAAACAGGGGUUGCACCGUUAUUUUCAGCUAUUAAGGAAAAUGGGUAUCAGUUGCUUUUUCUAAGUGCUCGUGCAAUAUCUCAAGCCCAUCUCACUCGACAAUUCCUGGUCAACCUUAAGCAGAAUGGGAAGGCUUUACCAGAUGGUCCUAUAGUUAUAUCCCCUGAUGGUCUUUUUCCUUCUCUAUUCCGUGAAGUUAUUAGAAGGGCUCCUCAUGAAUUCAAGAUAGCAUGCUUAGAGGAAAUUAAGGCAUUGUUUCCUCCAGAUUGCCACCCUUUUUAUGCUGGUUUUGGUAAUAGAGAUACAGAUGAAAUUAGCUACCUUAAGGUUGGAAUCCCAAAGGGAAAAAUCUUCAUCAUCAAUCCAAGGGGUGAGGUUGCUGUGAACCGCUGUGUUGACACAAAAUCAUAUACUUCACUUCAUGCUCUCGUGCACGGCAUGUUCCCAGUCUCGUCACCUGAGCAGGAGGAUUUUAAUUCAUGGAAUUUCUGGAAAUUGCCUCCUCCUGUUGUUGAUAUUUGAUUGUUGUCAACUGUAGAUCAUCACUUAGAUCCCUGAUACUGAUAUGAACAGGUUUCAACCAUGCUUGUUCUGUCACUACUCAGUUUCAGGUCGCAGACGGCCAAGACCUACGGCAAAGUCGCGCAAACCAUGCUGUGUUUAUUCUAGCUGGCUGUAUCUGUUGAUGGGCCCAAAAGGAGUUUAUAGAAGAUCAUACACAAAAAGUUGAAUUCAUUACACACAUAUCUUGCAUCAGAGACAGUUCAAUGCACAACAUCGUAUAGCGCAUACAUUUGGUUAAAAAUAUGUAAGCUUUUACCAUGGGAAGUAGAUAUCCUUAGCGAACAUUGAUGCAUAAUCCUCAGUGUGAAAUGCAUUGCUCAUUGAUUCUGAAUCUAUACCCAGUUUGGCUGGAAAAAUUCUUAGUUUGUUAAUCGUCUGGCCUUCAGUGAUAGGUGGACAGGCAGCAAGCUCCACCCAUGGAAAAUUUCUAGUGUAUCAUUGUGCAAUUUAAUUGUAAAUUCUCUUUAUCAUCAUAUGGUUUAAAUCAAGAUUUAUUUGGCGAUUC
This is a messenger RNA of Manihot esculenta (cassava), 4381 nucleotides long. Its product is annotated as phosphatidate phosphatase PAH2. The record is from RefSeq and is a predicted model, not a curated record. Gene Ontology annotation, molecular function: phosphatidate phosphatase activity. The coding region runs from base 634 to 3834 and encodes 1066 amino acids. The transcript is spliced from 12 exons. NCBI's taxonomy places the organism in Eukaryota, Viridiplantae, Streptophyta, Magnoliopsida, Malpighiales, Euphorbiaceae.